GAGUCGAGGGCAGUGGGAGACGUCAGUGAGAGAGAGACAUUCAUAGGGGAAGCACGGCCCGCGGCUCAGUGGUAGUUGUCAUUGGAGAACCGAGAGCCUUUUAUGUAUGUUGUUCCCUUACAAAGAGCUUACAAAGGAUUGUGUCCGGUAAAAGUGGUUGGUCUGGAAUAGUUGACACUGCCUCCGUCUCCAGUGUGCGUGCAGAAGACGGGAGUUGCGUUAAAAUAUGCACUCAAACACAGUCCGGAGCCUUGGAGUGGCUGAUGUAAUAUAGCUAUCUCACGGACGAGGCGGCCCUCUACUAGAUCUAAUCGGCUGGCAAAGGGAAAAAUAUUAAUAAAAGAAAAACACUGAAAAGAAACUAAGCGUGAUAUAAAAAGGGUUGAAAACAUAGUCGUCCAUCCUUCGAGUCACAUCACAGUAUUUGUGUUAAUUAGAAGGAAAGAAGGAAGGAGAGUGAGUGAGCGAGUGGUGAGUGAGCAGAAAAGAAGAAAAAAGAAAAGAGGGAGAAUAGAAAGAGAGAAAGGGAGAGAAAGAGAGAAGGACGACUAAUUGGUGUUGAGUGAAGUGAAGUGUUCCUGAUGUCGAGAGCAAGGAGUCGGACCCGCGCCCUUAGGUUAAGCAUGUGUUCCCUGCUGUGAACGAAACUGAACGAAAACAACUUUUUGUUACUUCCUGGACAGUUUCAUAGAUGGAUGAUCGAGACAACGACACGAGGAAAGGAAAAUCACUCCAAUAGAGAUACUGACUUGUAAAUAGAAAAAGACGAUAAAACAUUUCCUCUUAAUGAUUUUAUAUAUAUUUGAAAUGAGGAGGAGAGAGUGAAAGAAAAGGUACAAUCAUAUAUAUAUUCAGAGAGAGAGAGAGAGAGAGAGAUAAAGCGAGAGACGGAAAAAAGUACACAUAAAUCCAAACAGGACAAUGACACGGGAACAUUAAUACAAAAAGUACAAACGUAAACACCAGUGACAGAAAAAAAAACAGACUAAAAAUAAAGAAAAUAAGAAGAUUGAAUUUCACAGCCUCAUCGAACCCAGGUGCGCCAAACGACAGGUGGAAGUGAUGGUGGUGGAGGCGACCAAGAUGACAAUGGUGGUGGACUAAGCGAGGACGACCACCCAGUCAGUCUUCACCACCACCACCACCACCACCACCAACUACUAUUAACCAUCAAUCUUAUACCCACAUAGCAGAAGUGUUGUAUAUCUACCCCUCUUCCUCCCUCCCUCCCACCCUCCCUCCAUCCCUCCCUCUCUCCGGUGAGGCGUGGAGGCGGCGGAGGAGGAGGUGAGUGACAUGGCCGAGAGUCACAAGCAGUGCCAACAGCCCCCACCACUAGUAGCAGGUCUUCCCCCACCCAGACUCCUCAGGUCACCGAGUCACGAAAGCGUCAGCACUGAACUGUCCCUCUUUUCCAUCAGUAGCGCCGCCUCCGAGAUGUCGAGAGCGGGUCUGAGAGUGGUGCUUCCCCCUCACCUGGGCCGCGGACCGUCACCCACACCUGAGACCAGACACCGCCUUCAGGUAAGCUCGCAGGUUCCCUCUGGGGUUGGUGGCGGCGGCAGCUCGGUGGGCGAGGGAGGCGGAUCCAACUUGUGGGGGGAGGAGGAGAGUGAUCUAAUCCGCUCGUGUGCCGCCCUCAGCUCUGCUCUUGGUGUUCAGAAAAGCUUCAGCACAUCAGACAUCAGCGGCGUCGGGGUCUCCAACGACGGGGAGCUGAGCCGCACGUGGGUGAGCGAGGGCAACUUUGUGCUUCAGAUCAACCUGUGCGGAGGUGGGGGGCGGCUGGAGGGGGUGCUGCUGCCCCGCCUAGACCCCACCUCCCGCUCCUGCUCCACCUGGGUCGCCGUGGGGGACGUGGCCUCCACCUCGCAGCUCCCCUCCCCCCAGGCCAAGCCGGGCGCCCUAGAGAGUCCCGCCAUCACCGCCGCUGACUUCAUCCGUUCAGUCAACAAAAAGGUGCGUCAGAACUACAUCAAGAGAAGACUCGUCACAACCUAUAAGGCGCUGCAGAGGUUCUCCCAGUCGGAACUCGAUCUUGAGAACAUGGGAGCAGCGAGCCAAGGAGGCGUAAAGAUUGACGGUGGGGGAGUUACCCUGGUGGUCCCUCCCCGCCAGCAGUCGGCCCAGGAUGUCUUCAGGAUAAUCAAGAAAGAGGCCGAGCUCCCCGCUGCCGCAGUGCCCACCAGCCAGGCGGCCCCGGGAAGCACAAACCAGGGGAGGAACUUGAGUCUGACAGCGAGAGAUGUGGAGAGGGACCGCGGCAGACCUCUCACUAAGUACGAGAGGAAUAUGAUGAUCUUCAACUGGCUACAGACCCUCGAGGAGACUGCCUAUGAUAUUAUGUCUUGAAGGACGAGGAAGAGGGGGUGGGACGAGGUGCAGCAGCAACAAGAGAAGGAGGAGGAGCAGGAGGAGGAGGAAGGGGAAAAGGAGAAAAAGGAGGAGGGAGAGGAAGAGGAGAGAAAAAAGUAUUUUAUUUCAAGCUUAAUAAUAUAAUGACAAUGCUUUGCUAAAAGUCUGAAAGCUUCGGAAGAGAGAGAGAGAGAGAGAGAGAGAGAGAGAGAGAGAGAGAGAGAGAGAGAGAGAGAGAGAGAGAGAGAGAGAGAGAGAGAGAGAGAGAGAGAGGAGAGUCCAGCGUGGAAAUAAAUCACAUUAAUUUCCGAAUGCGCACACUCACUACAGUUAAACACACACACACACACACACACACACACACACACACACACACACAGACACAGACACAGACACAGACACACACACACACACACACACACACACACACACACACACACACACAGGUCAAAAACAUUCUGGUAAAACAAGCCACUAGAUUAAGACAUACUAACAAACAUCAGAGAGUGCCAGAAUAUUCACUCACUCUUUUAGAGACAAAAGAACGAGAGAGAGAGAGAGAGAGAGAGAGAGAGAGAGAGAGAGAGAGAGAGAGAGAGAGAGAGAGAGAGAGAGAGAGAGAGAGAGA
Molecule: messenger RNA, 2983 nt
Organism: Portunus trituberculatus (swimming crab)
Lineage: Eukaryota; Metazoa; Arthropoda; Malacostraca; Decapoda; Portunidae
Exons: 6
Coding region: 1297-2352 (351 amino acids)
Source: RefSeq, a predicted model, not a curated record